AUGCAGGCCACUCCCAAAGGCCUCACUGCAGAGCUGGACACCGCACCCCAUCCGAGGCCCGUUCCCGCCUUCCCCACACCUAACCCGGAGGCCUUGCGGCUGCCAGCCAGGGGAGGGACCCGCGCGGAGGCCCCCCCACCGCCCCACUUUGCAACUGCGCAGAUUCCAGAGCCCGAGUCUGUAAAAUGUGGAGAGCCCGCCUUCCACACGGGCACGGUCCGGCUGAAAGCCUGCACACAGGGCUGGCGGCGGCCCACCAAGGUCAGCUCCCGCUCCGCACACACGUGGGGCCUGGGACAGAGGACAGACGUCAGCGCCCUGGCCACCAAGAGCCAGCGGGCCCCAGCCCUCCUGCACACUCACGCUGGGGCCGCCUCGUCCCCAGCCAUGCCGGCCUCAGAGAUGGCCCCUGAGCUGCGGGUGCCAGGCACGUGGCUGGGCCGCUACGGCCAAGCGCCCGACUGUGUCAGAGACCCAGGGACAAAGCUGCCCAAGGCCCAGGGGCUCCCGCCGUCCAGCGGAGCCCUCCCCGCCCGCUACUCACAGGCCCGGCUGCAGGCGGAGCAGGGCGCCCGCGGGCCCCGCGGGGAGCAGCAGCACCAGAGCCAGGGCCACCGCGCGCCCCGCCGCCCUCGCCUCCGGGAGGACGGGCAUCGUGCCCGAGGCCCCGCGCCGGGUCCCCGCUCCGGUCCCCCGCUCACAGGAGGCCCCGGCGGGCCCUCGGAGCCGCCGCCUCCACGUGCGCCAUGGCCCGGGGACGCGCAGGGCGCAGCCGCAGGUGCCCGCCGAGCCCGCGGGCGCCGCAGGUGCGGAAGGUCCGGCUUCCCCGCCCGCCCGCCUCCGCCUCGCGCCACACUGCGCGCCCAGCCGGGUCGCCGGAGCCCGCCCGCCUUUGCCACGCCCCCGGCCCAGACCCCCGCCCGGGCCCCGCCCCCCGCCCUGACCCCGCCCCGGCCCCUCCCAGGUCCCCGCGACCAGCCCCGCCCCCAGCCCGCCUCGGGUCCUCGCCCCCAGUCUUCGCGCUCCCGCUCCUCUCUGGCUCCUGGAGGCAGAGGGCUGCUCAGCCCUGGGAGGGGCCACGGUGAAUCCACGCUGUUGGAGCCAGAGAUGGGGGCCAUCCCGCCGGCACACAGCGGUGGGAAAGGCGUCAGGCCCCGAAACGGCUCCAGGGUGGUGGAGACCGCCUGUUCCAGCAAGAGCAAACACCACGCCAUUCACACCAAGGACCGGGGUAUCGUGGGCUGCAUCGUGUCUCCAAAAGAAUAG
Messenger RNA from Neogale vison (American mink), 1266 nucleotides. Its product is annotated as translation initiation factor IF-2-like. The record is from RefSeq and is a predicted model, not a curated record. The transcript is spliced from 6 exons. Lineage: Eukaryota; Metazoa; Chordata; Mammalia; Carnivora; Mustelidae. Bases 1 to 1266 code for a protein of 421 amino acids.